Messenger RNA from Mauremys mutica (yellowpond turtle), 2555 nucleotides. It is a transcript of the gene KLF11, whose product is annotated as Kruppel like factor 11. The record is from RefSeq and is a predicted model, not a curated record. NCBI's taxonomy places the organism in Eukaryota, Metazoa, Chordata, Testudines, Geoemydidae. Gene Ontology annotation, molecular function: RNA polymerase II cis-regulatory region sequence-specific DNA binding; DNA-binding transcription factor activity, RNA polymerase II-specific. Bases 486 to 2069 code for a protein of 527 amino acids. The transcript is spliced from 4 exons. Gene Ontology annotation, biological process: regulation of transcription by RNA polymerase II.
UCAUUUUAUGUGGCGGAAAGUGAAUAUAAGUGUUAGAGCAACAACAUGUGGCUGCUGGGGUCAUUACAGCACACACUGAACAUUUGCAAAACUUGUGUACGUUUUCACUGAAGGAAAGAUGAGGAUUUUUAGCCCCUGAAAAGUGCAAUAAUGCGGUAUUUGCUUAUGUAAACAAAUUGAUGUUUGGGCUCCUCUCCCAUCCUCAAAUGCCCUAAUAAUAGUAUCUACCUCUUACAUAGUGCUUUAUCAUAGAGCAUCAUGUGCACAUCCAGUUGUCAUAGUGCCCUCCUAUGUAUGCAUCUGUCUGCCUCAAUUUCCUCCACCUGUAAUAUGGGGCAUAAAUGACUUGCCAAAUUUAUACACUGAGGGCACGGCUACACUAGAGCGUUUACAAUGGCGCAGGCAAGUAUAGCCGCUCUAAGCCAACAGGAAAGAGCUCUGCCCUUGGCUUAACUACUCUAGCCCUCCUGCAAGCUGCAGAAGCCAUGUCGGUGGGUGUAACUUACAUCGCUAAGGUUGACAUUGUGGACAUAUAUGAAUCUAUACGUGAAAGACAGCGUCAUGACAGCGAAAGGUCUACGUGUAGCACCUUAGAGCAGAAUGACAUAGAAGCAGUCCAGGCACUUGUUUGUAUGAGUUCCUGGGGUCAAAGAUCACAGAAAGGUGACCUAUUAAAGAUAAGGCCACUUACGCCCAUCUCAGAUUCAGGUGACUUCACAAUGCAUGCAGAAGCUGCCUCUGAAUUACCAAAGGAUUAUCACUUUUUGUCUACACUGUGUAUGACCCCACCCCACAGCCCUGAUUUUGUUGAGCCAUCGACUACAAUGCUCCUUUCUUCACAAGUCACUUAUUCCAAACCAAGGACAGUCAUGGCAAAUACAUCUGUUUGCGUAGUCACCUCUACAAACUGUGCAUCUGCCAUAGCCAAACCAUCUGUCCUAAACAUGGAGAGACAGUCCAGUUGGAAGUCAGCAAUAUCUGAGCCACCUGCCCCUCAGCCUUGCAGGGCCAUGGCAACCAGUGUGAUACGUCAUACGGGCGAUAGUUCUGCUUACACCCACAUUCCUGCUGUGCAAGUUAAAACAAAGGUAACUUCAGGCAAUUGCAGCACUUCCACAGACUGGUGUGAAGCACAAGACCGAAGACAUUCCAGAGUUUCAGAGGACAUGGAUACUGCUGAUGGUUUAAUUAGUGAUACUUCACCAGUACAUCAGCCUUAUUUGCACAACUCCAGUUGCAACACUACCAAUAAAGGGCAACAGCCAAUACGGCCUGUUUCACCGUGGACUUGUUUACCAAAGAACUGUGACAACUACCCACAGAAAAAAGCCACCCAGCUGCUGCCUACCCCUGUUUCAAACCCCCAAGUCAUCUGCCAAAUGAUCCCUUUCAACAGGCAAAGAGGUAUGAUUUCUGCCUUUAUAAAACCCCCUACACAGACAGUCGCAACUACUGUCCAACCUAUUUUACCCCAAACAGCCCCUGUUUCUCAGCCUGUUCUCAUGGGAUCUUCUGUGCCUCAGGGGACUGUUAUGUUGGUUCUUCCGCAGACUGCUGUUGCACAGACACCACAGUGCCAACAAACUGUAAUGACUGUUGGAAACACCAAGUUAUUGCCUCUUGCUCCUGCACCAGUUUUUAUUGCUUCUGGUCAAAGCUGUGCACCUCAAAUGGACUUCUCAAGAAGGAGAAAUUACGUUUGCAACUUCCCAGGCUGUAGGAAAACUUACUUCAAAAGUUCCCACCUCAAAGCCCAUCUUCGUACUCACACUGGAGAAAAACCUUUCAGCUGUAACUGGGAAGGCUGUGACAAAAAGUUUGCCCGCUCAGAUGAACUUUCUCGACACCGAAGAACUCAUACUGGAGAGAAGAAGUUUGCUUGUCCUGUGUGUGACCGUCGUUUCAUGCGCAGUGAUCACUUGACAAAACACGCUCGUCGUCAUAUGACUACAAAGAAAAUACCCAGUUGGCAGACACAGGUUGACAAACUGAACAGAAUUGCUACAGCAGAGAAACCUAAAAGUGCUGGUGCAUUGAACAUGCUCAUACCCAUACCAACCUCUGCCUAAGUGGGCUAGUUGGACAAAAAAUCUGCUCUCAGAACUUUCUAAAAGUCAGGAAGAGCUACAAUGGUUAAAACCGAAUUGACGAUGUUUUCUUAAUUUCUGUUCAUAUUUCCCUCUUUAAUAGUGCGGAAAAAGGUAUGUAAUUAUUUUAUUCAGUUUAGGCUCUGUUCUGAUGAUAUAUGAGAACUCAAUUGUGCGUGUGUGUCCUUUUUUUUUUUUUUUUUGGUUCCUCUUUUUCUCAACAUUUGGGCAUCACUGUCACUUCAGGAAAGCAGAACUCUUUGGAAACAAUUUGGGUACUAGAGUAUUAAAAGCAAAACUCAUUUGAGUAACAGUUGCUGUUCAUAUUUUGAUACAAAGUAAAACAAGUGAUUUUAAUGUUUUAUAUACUAGUAUUUUCUAUACAAAAUAUAUUUUAUAUUUGUUCAGCUAGGGCUUGGCCUGCCGUCAUUGAAACUACUUGCAUAAGUAAAAGUGUGCAAAAUCUGA